Messenger RNA from Trichechus manatus latirostris (Florida manatee), 2801 nucleotides. RefSeq names its product cell division cycle 14B (gene CDC14B). Gene Ontology annotation, biological process: protein dephosphorylation; cilium assembly; regulation of exit from mitosis. Gene Ontology annotation, molecular function: protein tyrosine/serine/threonine phosphatase activity; protein serine/threonine phosphatase activity; protein tyrosine phosphatase activity. The coding region runs from base 484 to 1950 and encodes 488 amino acids. The transcript has 14 exons. Gene Ontology annotation, cellular component: spindle pole; centrosome; mitotic spindle. Lineage: Eukaryota; Metazoa; Chordata; Mammalia; Sirenia; Trichechidae. The record is from RefSeq and is a predicted model, not a curated record.
ACCUCGGGGCUCUGCGUCCAACCCUUCUCUUCCGAGAAGUCCUUUUUAUCGUAAAGAGCUUUCUGAGACGCUUUCUUUUAAAAGGCCCCCGGUUGCUUCUGUGACACUUUGGCCGCACGUACCGACUUUGAGUUCAGAAUUUUGUCAAUGAAGGAACCCUGGACCCGCAGGCGGCCCCGCUGCGUCCCCAACGCGUAGGCGAAGGCUCGGAGGGCUUCGGGGGUUUCCUCUCCUUUGCUCACUUGUCGCCCGCUUUGGGGCUGUUUUCAGAAGUUUUGAACUUCCGGGGUUGGCUCGCCUGGUUUGUCGUUCCUUGGCAGAGUCGGUGGCAUGCAGUUUGUGUUGGGCGCGGUCCUUUAAACUUUUUGUCUUUUCAACUUCGGAGGUGUGGCCGCGGCCUCUCCUCUCCUGGCAGCUGGUUGCUCCUGGCCCACCCGGUCCUGUCCUUUUCCUUCGCCUCCGCUUUCCAGAUGCUUUGGAGUCAUGAGCCGGGAGGGCUCAGGGACCCGUUUGGUAGCAGAGGUGAUCAAAGAUCGCCUUUGUUUUGCCAUUCUCUACAGCAGACCAAAGAGUGCAUCAAAUCUACAUUAUUUCUGCAUAGAUAAUGAACUUGAAUAUGAGAACUUCUAUGCAGAUUUUGGACCACUCAAUCUGGCAAUGGUUUACAGAUAUUGUUGCAAGAUAAAUAAGAAAUUAAAGUCCAUUACAAUGAUUAGGAAGAAAAUUAUACAUUUUACUGGCUCUGAUCAGCGAAAACAAGCAAAUGCUGCUUUCCUUGUGGGGUGUUAUAUGGUUAUAUAUUUGGGGAGAACUCCAGAAGAAGCAUACAGAGUAUUAAUGUUUGGAGAUACAUCCUAUAUUCCUUUCAGAGAUGCUGCCUAUGGAAGUUGCAAUUUCUACAUUACACUUCUUGACUGUUUUCAUGCAGUGAAGAAGGCAAUGCAGUAUGGCUUCCUUAAUUUCAACUCAUUUAACCUUGAUGAAUAUGAAUACUAUGAAAAAGCAGAAAAUGGAGAUUUAAAUUGGAUAAUACCAGACCGAUUCAUUGCCUUCUGUGGACCUCAUACAAGAACCAGACUUGAAAGUGGUUACCACCAACAUUCUCCCGAAGCUUAUAUUCCAUAUUUUAAGAAUCACAGUGUUACUACCAUUAUUCGCCUGAAUAAAAGGAUGUAUGAUGCCAAACGCUUUACAGAUGCUGGUUUCGAUCACCAUGAUCUUUUUUUUGCGGAUGGCAGCACCCCUACUGAUGCUAUUGUCAAAGAAUUUCUGGAUAUUUGUGAAAAUGCUGAGGGGGCCAUUGCGGUGCAUUGUAAAGCUGGCCUUGGGCGAACUGGCACUCUGAUCGCCUGCUACAUCAUGAAGCAUUACAGGAUGUCAGCAGCUGAGACCAUUGCUUGGAUCAGAAUCUGUCGACCUGGCUCAGUGAUUGGACCACAGCAACAGUUUUUGGUGAUGAAAGAAGCAAGCCUCUGGCUGGAAGGUGACUAUUUUCGUCAAAAGUUAAGAGGUCAAGAGAAUGGAAAACACAGAGCAGCCAUCUCAAAACUCCUCUUGAGUGUUGAUGACAUUUCAAUAAAUGGGGUCAAGAAUCAGGACAAGCAAGAACCUGAACCGUACAGUGAUGACGACGAAAUCAACGGAGUGACACAAGGUGACAGACUUCGGGCCCUGAAAAGCAGAAGACAAUCAAAAGCAAACACUAUUCCCCUCACAGUAAUUCUUCAGUCCAGUGUUCAGAGCUGUAAAACAUCUGAACCUAACAUUUCUGGCAGUGCAGGCAUUACUAAAAGAACCACCAGAUCUGCUUCAAGAAAAAGCAGUUUUAAAAGAGGUAAUUCUCAAAUCUGGAAGCAUGGGAAAGUUGAGAAUGUUGUACUACAAGUUCUUAAAUUAACAAUUUCCAAAGCUCUCUGUCAGGAUUUGGAGGAAAUCUUGCUAUCUUUAUAGCAGAUACAGCAGAAUUGUUGGAGAAUUUGCUGCAAAUAAGUAUGACAGUGGAAAUAUGAUAACCCCAGUGAAUUUUGGGAUUCUUCUUUACUUAAUGACUGUUUGUCCUAUUGGCCACAGUCCACACACAAGAGUGCUAAUUCUUUUAGCCCAGCGUCCUUCACUUCCUUCAAGAAGUUUUCUUUGACAAGAAAACAGACCAUGGUGUACGACGCAGUUAGUCACUAUUGUCUUUAGAUAUUUAUCAUGAACUGAAGGCAGUCAUUUCAUUUCUAAGGUAUUCUAAACACAGAUCCCUUCUGAGGUAAGAGUAGAUCAUCCACUUACUGUUAUCUCAAGAGUGAAAGAUGGGUAACCUUUUUAUAUUUUGUGUGAUCUUUACCUGCUUUUGGCAACUUUUGGAGUCCUGUGUCUUGGUAAAAGGUAUCUCCUAUAGUAGUGACUACAAGAGGCUUGAGGAUAAUUAGAACCAGAACUUUAAAAUGUUGUCUUCUUUCCUUUUAACUUCCCUGCCCACAUAUCUUGGAGGCUUUGGGCCCACAGUAUGUUAUUUUCAGUGUUGAAUGUGUUUCUAGUGCAGUCCCACGAGUAGGCCACACAGUUGGAGUCCUGAGAAGACUCACUGACAAACUUGAUAUUGCUGAGUCUUUUGUGUUUUUUGAUGAAUUGGUUGUUUAGUUCUGUCAUUUCUCCUCUUUUUUUUUGCUAAUUCUUUUACACAAUUAUACUACAUAUUUAUAGUCACUUGAGAAUGUGAUAGUGCCCCAGUACCAUAAGUAUUGGAGAAUUGGGCACUGACUCAUGAUUGUAGGAUUUAAAAUUUUUCAUUAGAAAUGUAUCAAACAGAGGUG